UCUUCACCCGAGCUUUGCUGAAAGCUUCGCUCCCCACCCCCUCCUUCUUCAACCCCAACUUGCUCUACUACCCGACACCUAGCUUCUCUGGAGUGGCUGCUCUGAAGGAAACCGGCAGGAUGGGCUGGAUUGAGAAGACCAACCGGCGGAUCGCGGCCAGCCCGGUCGGCUACUGGUUCCAGCUGGAUGGCAGUGGACAUGUGAGCGCUUGUUGAGCCAUGUUUGACAUUGGAGGUUGUGCUAAAGGCUGGUCAAACAGCCCAAAGAAAGGAAAGGCUCGCACUUCUUCACGGAGAUGCGCGCUGGUCUCGCCACAUUCUUUGCCAUGGCGUGAGUUACAUCCUGUUAAGAGCUCUGUAUGCCUCGGGUCCGAGGUCAAGGGAGCCAGUGCUCACAGACUUGCUCUUAGUUACAUCAUUGCUGUCAACGCCGGCAUCGUUGCCGACACGGGAGGCACGUGUGUGUGCAAUGCGCCGCCGGUUGCUGGACAGCCACCGUGCCUGAACGACACCGAGUAUAAUCUGUGCGCUGCCGAGAUCAAGAAGGACCUUGUAACCGCCACGGCCGCCAUAGCUGCCUUGGGAACAUUCUGCAUGGGGUUGUUUGCCAACAUGUACGUCCACCAAAUGCCAGACCAGACCACGAGACGAGACAAGAGGUACUAACACUUGGGGUCGCAGGCCUGUGGGGAUCGCCCCUGGGAUGGG
Molecule: messenger RNA, 707 nt
Organism: Chaetomium strumarium
Lineage: Eukaryota; Fungi; Ascomycota; Sordariomycetes; Sordariales; Chaetomiaceae
Exons: 1
Coding region: 219-665 (148 amino acids)
Biological process (GO): guanine transport; adenine transport
Cellular component (GO): plasma membrane
Molecular function (GO): purine nucleobase transmembrane transporter activity
Source: RefSeq, a predicted model, not a curated record